This is a messenger RNA of Gadus morhua (Atlantic cod), 2369 nucleotides long. It is a transcript of the gene sav1, whose product is annotated as salvador family WW domain containing protein 1. Gene Ontology annotation, biological process: positive regulation of apoptotic process; negative regulation of cell population proliferation; apoptotic process. The record is from RefSeq and is a predicted model, not a curated record. Bases 329 to 1516 code for a protein of 395 amino acids. Lineage: Eukaryota; Metazoa; Chordata; Actinopteri; Gadiformes; Gadidae. Gene Ontology annotation, cellular component: cytosol. The transcript is spliced from 6 exons. Gene Ontology annotation, molecular function: protein binding; molecular adaptor activity.
UCCGGAGAGGGGGCCCGGGCAGGAGGCGUUUCGGAGCGGAGGCUGGUGGAGGAGCGACGAGUCCAGUCGCCGAAGUUAGCUGGCUAACUUUAGCUGCUAGCUCAUUUAAAGUAACAAAAAUGUAUUCCAUCCACUCUUUGCGGAUCGAAGGGGAUUUCUGCGAGGCUCGGGGAGUUUGUCGUGUCGACACAGCACCGCGUCGUUGAUGUGUCCUACGCUUGAGUUAUGCUUUCGCGAAAGAAAAGCAAAAACGAAGCGUCGAAACCAGCCGAGGUCCACGGGAAAUACGUGAAGAAGGAAACGUCGCCGCUCCUGAGAAUGAACUCAGAUGGAUUUCGUUAAGAAGCAGGUAGGGAUCAGGGCGUCUUGCUCAAGGAUUCUUCGAGAUCUUAUGCCCUCUUUUAUUCGCCAUGGACCCACCAUUCCAAGACGCACGGAGGUCCCCAUGCCGGAGGCGGGGCCGACGGUGUACACGGCCCCGCCCAGCAGGGAGCCCGCAGUGUCCCGCAACAAGAGCUUCCUCCGGCCCCCGGUCCAGAGGCCGCCCCACGAGGUGGCCCGCCGCGAGAGCCACCGGCUGUCGGCGCCCCCCUACCUCCCCCGCAGCCUGGGGGACCUCCCCCACGAGUACGCGGGCUCCGCCCAGUCCUUCCUGACGGAGGUGACCCCCAUGUCGGAGAACGGGGACCCCGGGCGCUACUAUUUCCCCCCCCCGGCGGAACAUUACUAUGACAACCAGCAGCAGCGACAGCAGCCUCACCGGCUCCAGGAGCCCUUCCACGAGGACUAUCGCUACUACGAACCCAACGAGCACAACUUCCAAAGACUGGCCCCGCUGCACACGCCCCCGGCCCCCACGAGACCCCCCGCUGGCAUCGGCCGCAUCCAGGCCAAGUCCCUGGGGAACCUGUCCAGCCUGGCGGCCGACGACCUCCCCCUGCCGGGGGGCUGGAGCGUGGACUGGACCAUCCGGGGCAGGAAGUACUACAUCGACCACAACACCAACACCACCCACUGGAGCCACCCGCUGGAGCGCGAGGGCCUGCCGCCCGGCUGGGAGAAGGUGGAGUCGGCAGAGUUCGGCGUCUACUACGUGGACCACGUCAACAAGCGCGCCCAGUACCGGCACCCCUGUGCCCCCAGCGUCCCGCGCUACGACCAGCCCCCCAAGCUGCCCCCCCCCGUGGUGUACCAGCCCCGCCCCGCUGAGAGGAGCCAGCCCGUCUUGGUGCCGGCCAACCCCUACCACACCGCCGAGAUCCCCGACUGGCUGCAGGUCUACGCCCGCGCCCCCCUAAAGUACGACCACAUCCUGAAGUGGGAGCUGUUCCAGCUGGGAGACCUGGACACCUACCAGGGCAUGCUGAAGCUGCUCUUCAUGAAGGAGCUGGAGCACAUCGUCAAGAGCUACGAGGCGUACCGCCAGGCGCUGCUCUCUGAGGCCGACGCCCGCAAGCAGCAGCAGCAGUGGUACGCCCAGCACGCCGCCAAUCAGGCCUUCAUGGGGAACAUGUGACCGGGGGGCUACCCCCCAGGGUGGGUGUGUGUGUGUGUGUGUGUGUGUGGAGGAUGCACCCCUUUUGAGGCGGCUGGGGUUUGGGGGGGGGGGGGGGGGGAGUAGUCUGUGGGGUUUCUUCGGACAUUGUGAUUGGCUCCUGGUUGGUACUUCUACCAAACGCAUCUGUGCCUUGGCCUGGUCCAAUUAGAGAGAGACAAACAAAUUCUCUCUCUCUCUCUUGCCUUGUCACUAUCUCCUCUCUCUCUCUCUCUGCAACAUUGGAAAAAUGACAACAGAGACCGUACCAAGAUGAGGAAGAGGGGAGGAAUACGGGCUGCGUCUUAAGACGGACGGAGGACAGAAGGAGGACUCUUGGUUCCUCCCUAAAAAAUACUGUGGGAGGGCUUUGUUUUAACAGCAGCCGCUCUGCGAUUGGGCGAGAGCUGGGCCACACUGACUUCUCAUUGGUUGGGUCGAACCGCCUGCUCUUUUGAGUUGUUUUCCUACAGGAGAGAGAGAGGGGGCAGCUUCAUUACAUUAAACGUCUAUGAAUCAUCGCUAAUUAACGAAUAUUAUUUUACUGUACAUUCAUUGUAUAUUGUAGCCUCCAUAAACUGAAAUGAAAAUGAUUGGUCGGUUCACGGCCAGCGAGAAUGCUAAUUUUUCUUAUGUUUUUGUUAUUAUGGCUAUAUCCUUUAUAAUACAAUCUGCCAAAAGCUUCACACAUAUUUAAGUUUUGAUAUGAAACACGUGUUUUGUUGAGAGACGCUGCUGUUGAGGGAGGAAUGCCCUCUGCAUCGCUGUACAUCAGGAAUAUUAAUCUAAUGUGUAUAAAAUAAAACAGAUAAGCUAACCUGCCUCCUCCAUGUGA